AUGGAUGACUACAGAGGGCGUCCCAUCGGUGCGAUCCUAGAGGAUCCUGACGAGCCCGGCGUGAGCCCGCCCCGACCCAGCGUGUUCUCAGUGCACUCAGCUGGCAGCAAUGCCUUGGAUGCGGCGGUGCCCGGCGACGCAGGCCCACUCAGUGAUCCCCUUGACGCCCUGGAUGUGGACUUGGUAGACAUUGCCUCCAGCGCCGGCGAGCUGUCAGAGGCGUCCCGUGACGUAAGCACUUUGCGUGAUCAACGCCGCGAUGGGAUGGUGGCAAUUAUGACCAACAUGCGGGCCACCAGGCCUGAGAUCAUCCGAGCCGUUCCGGCCCGCCACGCGUUGUGGAUAUGUGGGCAAGCAUUCCGUGCGAAACUUGACCAUGCUUGCCAUUUGCACAAAUAUAGCCGGGCAACUCGCCACAUCGACGAGUUUUGGUCCCACAGUUGGCAUUGGAAGCCUUGGAUGAAAAGCACCACGGCGCUGUUCGUGAGCAACGGCUUUGCCGCGGCGGUCCUUGGGCUCUUUGGUGCUGUUCUGGCGGCAGUCUUGCUUCAAAGGCAGGUUUUGCCCGUCGAUCAUCGCGGCUGGCAACGGUGGUUUGCCGGUUCUCACUGGACCGUGCUCUUCGGGACCCUGACGUAUUACCUUGCCUUGAUCUUCUGGCCAUCUCAACGGCGUGUGUUCCUCGACAUCAUCUGCAUUGACCAGGAGAAACCCAGUGCCAGAGGGGAGGCCCUGCUGAGCAUCGGAGCCAUCUUAAAGAGCUCUUCCAGGAUGCUCAUUCUCUGGGACCGCACUUGGAUGGCGCGCCUUUGGUGUGUCUUCGAGCUCGCAGGUUGGUUGCACAGCCGCAAGCAGGGCACAGACGCAAAGCGAAACGUGGGUGCUCGCCCCGUCCUCCUCGGGCCUCUUCUUGUGACGUCUAACCUGAGCCUCGUCGUGAUUCUGCUUGGUGCCGAACUCAUAAGUACCUACGGUCCUUCAUUGCGCGGUUUGGCCGCUUAUCUCAUUCCGCUCUCCGUGGUCCUGCCAUUGUUUUUGAUUCUAAGUCAUGUCGGCAGAGCCUUUUGCCGGAGCAUCGACGAUUUGCAGCAGGCUCUGGCAACAUUCAGCACUGGGCAGACCAAGUGCGGCUGCUGCGAUGCAGGGCAUCUAGAUGCCAAUGGUGAGCCGAUGGCUUGCGACCGCGAAAUCUUGUUGCGUUGCAUUGAGCUGUGGUACGGGGACCUGAGCAGCUUUGAAGUACAUGUGAAGGGAAACGUGAGAGCCGCUCUCUUGGAACAGUUGACGAGUCCGCUGUUCCUGUAUUGGCACGUGGUUGGAGCGGCCAGUCCCGUCAUGUGGUUCUUCCUGGGAAACCCGUGGUGGCCGUUGCUGACCCUGACAGGCUCGACGGAACAUGUAUUGAGUAUAUUGAAUUUGCUUGUGGGUGGUCUGACUAUGUGGCUGGCUGCGAUACCCGCUUUGGUUCUGCUUUCACUAAUGCUGGCAUACCUGCUCCGCAGACAACGAUCAUAUUUCGCCUUUGACAUUUUGUGCAGCAUGAUGGUGGUUCUCGCCGGCGGGUUCGUCGCACUGGCCAGCAUAGCAGGGGGAUUCGUCUUUCAGACCAUGGGCCUCGGAGCGCUGGCUGUUAACUUUGCUUGCAAUCUGUGUGUAGCGUUGGCGUGCGGCUUCCUGUUUUCGAAGUCGAGGAGAUGUGCCCUGGCCAUCUAG
Molecule: messenger RNA, 1713 nt
Organism: Symbiodinium sp. CCMP2592
Lineage: Eukaryota; Dinophyceae; Suessiales; Symbiodiniaceae
Source: the annotation of a GenBank genome assembly